UAUACGUCGCUGACUACGUUACAUAAUGGCGUCCGCACCGGAUCUCAAAAAACCGCGCCUUCCCUUCCCCGUUCGAGAGAAAACGCCGAGGGGAUUGACUGUACUUCUGCCUGUGCUUGUAUUUCUGCUUGCGACGCUGGGACUAACCAAUGCCUUCAACCUGGAUACCAAUCUGGCCCGAGUGCUGACCGGACCGAACAGAACUCACUUCGGGUACUCGGUGGCUCUGUGGGCGAAGGGAAGGCACAUGUACAGGCUGGUCGUGGGGGCGCCCAGAGGAACGAACUCCACAGAUGCAAAUGGUACAAUACCUCUCGGAAACGUACACCUGUGUGACCCCUUUGCUACGGACUGCCCCGCUUACCUACAACUGCCGAAGCUCUCUGAUAUGGACGGAAGCAAACCGGCGAUUUCGGGGGGCGGUUUGCGUGCGCAGGGAAUCGGCUUCGGGGAGACCGUCUUCUCCACGGAUUCUACGAGUUCCAAGCUGGCGGUAUGCGCCCCCAGGUACCCGAGGCAAGCCACCCACUACACGGCACUUCAGCCUCGAGGAGCCUGUUUUGUGUUGCAUGAUGAAAGCGGCGCGUCUGUCAAAGUCCUUCCUUUUCCUGAGGAAUGUUACACCAUCAAUAGGGUUUGCUUCAAGAACACAAAUGUCUACACGGGAUACGCGCUACACGGCUUCAGCGUAACCAUGAGCGAGGAUCAGAGGAAUAUUUAUAUGGGUGGACCCUACGCCUUCUAUGCACAAGGUCAGAUCGCCCGCGGGAAAAUGGGCGACGGGAAAGUCAAAACUUUCAACAAGCGAACAUACGGCCCCUCGUCGCUGGACUACAGCUUGGAGGGCUGGGCGGUCGCCGUCGGGCGGUUCGAUGGACGCCUGAACGCCGUGGCCGCGUCGACUCCGGCCUGGAGGAACUCCAAGGGGAUGGUAUGGUUCUACAACAAUCCCUUGUCGGACCGUUACCCAGUCAGCAUGUUCGGCGAGGAAAACGGCGACAGCUUCGGCUACAGUCUUGCAGCGGGAGACGUGGACGGCGACGGCGCGACAGACCUCGUGGUCGGGGCGCCGUUCGCUCAGGCACCCAACCACAUACUCGACCACGGCAAGGCUUACGUGCAUUAUGCGCCGCUGAAGCAGAUGUCCAAGAGACCGAGAUCGGUGCUCGUCGGGAAGGAACCCUGGGGUCGUUUUGGUCACGCGGUCAGCUGUCCAGGAGACCUGAAUCAGGAUGGCUACGAUGAUGUGGCGAUCGGGGCUCCCUUCAGCGACGAGGGGGGGGUCGUCUACAUCUACAACGGCGGCGCGAAAGGCUUGCGGGCUGAGCACACGCAGAAAAUCACCGCAUCCCAAUUCUCGGCCGGACUUCGCAGCUUCGGCUUCAGCAUCGACGGUGGCAUAGACGUCGACAGCAACAGCCAUCCUGACUUGAUCAUCGGCACACCGGUAUCGGACACAGCGGUCUUCAUCCGAACUGCCCCUGUGGUGAUGCUGGAAGGAAGCAUCGAGAUAGAUCCGAGAGUCAUCUCAAUGGGCAACAAAUCAUGCAACGUUGGGGGUCAAGAUGUUGCAUGUUUCAACAUCACCGUCCACAUGCAACACAGGACCAAAAACGUUUCGCGAAGUUUACCGAUGGUGUUUUCGUUCGACCUGGACUCGAAGUACGGGAGAUUCGCCUUUAUGGACGGGGAUGAUUAUAGGUUGGUCGUGACACAUGACGUAACGAAUGCUGCUGAUAACAUGCUUCCGUUGUCCAAGGUGGCUUAUGUGAAGGAAGGUCGGCCCCGCCUGGACGUCCCCCUCCUGGUCAGCGCCAACGUCAGCCUCGCCCCCGCCAGCGAGCCUCAGCACCUUCCCCCGGAGCGCAGGGAGGUCCCCAUCAUUCUCGACCGCCUGCGCCCCCCGGUGUUCGAGGCCCGAGCGAGGCUGGAGUGCGAGGAUAUCACCACCUGUUACUCGAAGCCCGACCUUGUCCUUGAACCUAGGCCCAAGGAGCUGAUGAUACAGGAGGGUAACCUGGAGAUCGAGGUGAUGCUCCAAGUACUCCAAGCCACAGCUUACUCGGUCACCCUCGAAGCCACGUAUCCGUCCGUUCUCACGUUUUCUCACGUAUCCGGCUCUCGCUUUCUGCCCAAGUGUCGCGAAUCUCUCUACGUGUCAGAGCGGAAUCAAGCCAAGCAGAUCUGCACUUACAACGAACUCGGAAAGAAUCUUAGGGUCAACAUGCUCUUCCAUUUCGAGUACAAUCCUCUGACCUUGCUUGUCUAUGAAGAGCGUCGCCUCAACGUGAGCUUUGUGGCUGCCAGUGAAAUCCCCGACAGGAACGAGGCGGAUAAUUCUGUCUCUCUUUUCGUGCCUGUUGUGUCUUGGGUCGACUUGUACAUUGAGGGAACCUCAGCCCCGGAUAAUGUGGAAGCCCGGAUUAACGAAACACUCAGCCUUCGGGAAAUAGUGAACGCGUCCAAGACAGCCAUUAACCGGACGCAACUCGGGCCUGAGACCACGCAUCGCUUCACCGUCACUAACAGGGGCCCGUCGCCUCUGCUGGCCGCGAAGCUGGAGAUACGCGUGCCCUUCGAAGCGCCCAACGGCCUGCCUCUCCUGUACCUGGUGGAGAGUCCCUCGAUGUCGCCUUCUCUCACCUGUUCGUCGGUCCCGCUUAAUCCGAGGAACUUUAAUCUGACUUCGGACAGAGACAGGAACAGCGACGCGUCCUUAGCACAGGGACAAGAGGCAACCAAGCCCAGAAGUAGUCCCGUUACGCCCACACUUACAGAGACCCCGCCUCCGCCCAUGACGACGCAAGGGAGGUCGAAGCGCGAGGUGGGGACCCAGGCAGACGGCGACGAAGGCGGUGACGAGGACGAAGACCCUUCUGACGGAACGACGGCGGCGGAGACACCCUCACCCCCGACGUCGCUGCCAGACGUAGAUAACGGCACGAGGACCCCCGCUUCAGGAGAGCAGGAUCUGCAGGCAAAGGCUGACAAGAAGAAAAUGGUACUGGACUGUAAUACCAUUGAGUGCCAAGUUAUCAGAGUAUAG
Penaeus indicus is the source of this 3046-nucleotide messenger RNA. Its product is annotated as integrin alpha pat-2-like. Gene Ontology annotation, biological process: integrin-mediated signaling pathway; cell-matrix adhesion; cell-cell adhesion. NCBI's taxonomy places the organism in Eukaryota, Metazoa, Arthropoda, Malacostraca, Decapoda, Penaeidae. The coding region runs from base 26 to 3046 and encodes 1006 amino acids. Gene Ontology annotation, molecular function: integrin binding. The record is from RefSeq and is a predicted model, not a curated record. Gene Ontology annotation, cellular component: integrin complex; external side of plasma membrane. The transcript is spliced from 23 exons.